Hymenoscyphus albidus is the source of this 626-nucleotide messenger RNA. NCBI's taxonomy places the organism in Eukaryota, Fungi, Ascomycota, Leotiomycetes, Helotiales, Helotiaceae. The record is from the annotation of a GenBank genome assembly.
AUGACAUCUUCCAAAAUACAUAUCUCACCGAGUGUUAAACCUUCGUUACAUGCUAUCAUGUACAUGUUUCAUCAUACCUUCCUUCCUCCCAACGUUCCCCAAGAGGAUGACUUCGAUCCCCAGAACAAGGAUACCUUGCUAUGCACUAUCAGCGAUGCCCUUCAGCGGUUCAAGGCUGCCGCGAGAUGUGACCAGCAGGCUACUAUUGAGCCUAUCAGAAUUAUGAUCGAAGAUCUCAGGUCUGUCCGAGAGGACUUGGGAGCUAUCAGCGAGGCAAAUCUGGAAAGAGCUCUGAAAAAGCUCUCGAAGAAAGGUAUACGCCCUAAGGUGGAGUGAUGCCACUGUAUAUUAGAGCCCAAAAUGCCGGUGUAAUUAUCAGUAAGGCUAGCAAUGGUAUUUGCUUUGAAACCUUUGAGCUCUCCCCCGACAACGAGUCGGUCAUCACGACAAAGGGACGCCUCCGGCGCUCCUUCCCAGCCUCCGCCUGCGUUGUAUACCAGGUCACAUUCAACGAGGAUGGAUUUCAAGCUACGUUGGCACAGACAAUUGCGAAAAUGAGCCAUCAGGCUACACCGGAUAUGCAGCCCAAAGUGAGAAAAGCUCGUCAACAGCACAACGAUAUGUAG